AUGCUGGAGAACGGCUCCUUCUCCAACUGCUGCGAGGCGGGCGAGCCGGCUGUGCGCCCGGGCUGGCCGGGGGCGGGUAGCGCGCGGUCCUCCGGGACCGCCCGUCCUCCCUGGGUGGCGCCCGCGCUGUCCGCCGUGCUCAUCGUCACCACAGCAGUGGACGUCGUGGGCAACCUCCUAGUCAUCCUGUCAGUGCUCAGGAACCGCAAGCUCCGGAACGCGGGCAAUUUGUUCUUGGUGAGUCUGGCAUCGGCUGACCUGGCGGCGGCCUUGUACCCGUACCCACUAAUCCUCGCAGCCAUCUUCCAUGACGGCUGGGCCCUGGCCGAGGCGCACUGCAAGGCCAGUGCCUUCGUGAUGGGCCUGAGUGUCAUUGGCUCCGUCUUCAACAUCACUGCCAUUGCCAUUAACUGCUGCUGCUAUGUCUGCCACAGCAUGGUCUACCACCAGAUCUGCCAGCCCUGGCACACGCCCUUCUACAUCUGCCUUGUCUCGCUCCUCACUGUGGGGGCCUUGGUGCCCAACUUUUUCAUGGGGUCCCUGGAGUAUGACCCGCGUGUCUACUCCUGCACCUUCAUCCAGGUGGCCAGCACCCAGUACACAAUGGCAGUGGUGGUCAUUCAUUUCUUCCUCCCCAUCACUGUCAUGUCCUUCUGUUACCUGCGCAUCUGGGCACUGGUGCUUCAGGCCUGCAGGAGGGCCAGGUCAGACACCAAGCUGCGCCCGAAGCCCAGCGACAUCUGGAGCUUUCUGACCAUGUUCGUGGUGUUUGUGAUCUUUGCUAUCUGCUGGGCCCCACUGAACGGCAUUGGCCUCGCUGUGGCCAUCGACCCAGAAGAAAUACCUCCCCAGGUCCCGGAGGGGCUCUUUGUGGCUAGCUACUUCCUGGCUUAUUUCAACAGCUGCCUUAAUGCCCUAGUCUAUGGGCUCCUGAACCAGAACUUCCGCAGGGAAUACAAAAAGAUAGUCUCAGUCCUCUGGAACCCUCGGUACUGUGUUCAGAAUGCUUCCAAGGGCAGCCAAGCUCCACCUGUGGGGAAUGCCCAGCACCCUGUCCACCCACAGUUUGUGGAACUUCAUCGGGUGGACAAGAAGCUCGUCAGCACCAUGGGUUCAGGCUGUUCAGGGGAGGCCUACAGCAGCAUCAUCCGCUGCUCCAGCCCACUCUUCCUCUCUCCUCCAGCCCCUGGGAGCCCUCGCCAUUACUUCAGGGCUCCAGUGGCCUGUCCCUGUGUCCACGCUGGCUCUGCUGGAUCACCUGGCCUGCCUUCGGCCACCAGCUCCUCCCGGAAGGACCUCAUGCCGGUGUCUGCUCUCCUGGACCACCACGAUUCCUGGCUCUCGCGGGCAAGAGGCUCCUUCUGGUUUUGCCCACUGCCUUUGUAG
This is a messenger RNA of Callorhinus ursinus (northern fur seal), 1386 nucleotides long. It is a transcript of the gene MTNR1B, whose product is annotated as melatonin receptor 1B. Gene Ontology annotation, cellular component: plasma membrane. Lineage: Eukaryota; Metazoa; Chordata; Mammalia; Carnivora; Otariidae. The record is from RefSeq and is a predicted model, not a curated record. Gene Ontology annotation, biological process: G protein-coupled receptor signaling pathway. Gene Ontology annotation, molecular function: melatonin receptor activity.